GUUUUGAGUGUGCUAUAUACAGUUCAUCAGUAUUUCAUUCUGUUCAUAUUAAACCAUUUUGAAGUAAUUACACAGAGGAGAGUGCGUUGUAUUGCCGUCAAGAAAUCGUCGGCGGUGCGGGAGUUCGAAAAUAUAUGACAAAUAAAGCAAUCAAGAUAACAUGAUCAGAGGAUGCUCACAGACAAGAACAUUUAUGACGUGCCAUAAUACCAUCUACUCCUCGGUUGUCCACAAACUUACUCUCUACUGAAUGGUUCAUUUAGUCUCCUGGGGAUGGCUGCCGACACCAACAUCUUCACCGAUAAGCAGACCAAUAACUGGUUCAAAGCAUGCAUUGCCCUCAAUUUGACAAAGGAUGGAUUGACUGACUUUGUUGUGACGGAAUUAUUAAACGUACAAACAAAAGUUGGUAGAAGUUGUGGACAAUGCUUUAUUCAAAACCUUAUACCGUGUCCAACUCAUUAUGUGUGUAAAAAGAGGAAAGGAAAUAACUGUUCUUUCCACAAUUCACAACAACGAAAGUCAUGUCAAACAUGUGAUAAAGUGAAGCAAGAUAUCACAUUGUUACACAGAUUUAUACGUCCUAGUUGGGAAAACACUAAAGCUGAACUAUGGGCGACGAAUCCGUGGGAAAUCGGUAAAUGCUACCUCCCACCGGACGGAUAUAGCAGCGUAUCAUCUGUGCAAGAAUCUGACUUCAAUGGUGUGGUUAGCGUUGUGUUGAACUGCAAGCAUUUCGAGACAUGCCUCUCCGUCGCAUGUCUAUCACCGCCUCCACCUGAUAAGAAAUGCCCGCUAGAAAAGGUCCGACAGAUAGGCCGAGAUGUACGCCACACUGCCGACUGCAAGGUUACAGAUGCUGAUCUGCAGUACUUCUUUCUGACACUGACCACCCUACUUGCUGAUCCAGUCCGCUUAUUGCAUGAUACCUCAGCGACAGAAGCGCGCAGGAAACUCAGUGAUUUGCAGAAUGAUCGUCUUUCACCUGACGACUUGGGCAAGUUGUUGAAAGAAGCCAAUCAGACCCUCACACAAGCAAAAGAGGCCGGGGAACGUUUUUCCAAAGAAGCUGAAAGGACCUUAGAGGCUACAAUACAGGCUGGAAAAGAUCGCAUUGAAAACCAGACACAGGCAGGAGAAAAACGCAUUGAAAUUAAGACACAAGAAAGCAUCAACCUCAUCAAUCGAACUGUGAUUGAAAAGGAUCAAGACGAAUACGAGCGAGGAGUAGCAGAACUGAUCGAACGUACGAAGAGGCUUUACGGAGACAACUUAAAUCAAGUAACCAUAUCCCCAUUGAAUGACUACAAACAUGAACAGUUAGGCAAUGUCUAUAUGCCGCCAAAAAUUGUUCACAUGUGCGAGGCCAAUGGUGUGUUUAAGAAAACAGAAAGACCUGUUACACAGUACAAGGAUGUGUUUUUCAAAGAUGACAAAGUUAACCCACGAAUAUUUCUUCAAGGAGAGGCGGGGUCUGGAAAGACAACAUUUCUAGCAAAGUUGGCCCUAGAAUGGUGUAGAGAAUCGCAUGUUUCUAGUGCAUCGGAUAACAGCUCACUUUUCUUUAAUGAUGUCGACGUUGUGCAAAGCUUUGUGUUCGUUUUCUAUAUUACAUUGAGAAAUUCGGUAAAACAAUUCGACGUAUAUACAUUGAUUAAAGAGCAAAUAAUAGAUUCUAUAUACUCCUCACAGGAAGACCGUGAGCAGGCUUACAGACUAUUGAAUGAGAUCAUGAAACGUGAACGUUGCUUGGUACUACUUGAUGGUCUAGAUGAGUGGACCGGACCUGGAGAUCAUCACAACCUACCGACAUUGGUACUAGAACAGAGCCAAUGUGUGCUGUUAUUUUCAACACGACCUUGGAAAUUGACUGUAGUUAAAAUUAUGCAUUUGGACAGAUACACAUCCGUGCAUCUGGAAGGAAUAAACAAGCCGUUUGAGUUCAGCAGAAAAAUCCUGAGCUGCUUGGUAGAUAAGGAUGAGCUUGAAUUAAAAUACUCAGCAUUUGAGCAGUACAUAGAGAAACAAGAGCUCGGCGAAUUAUUGUCAUCUCCAAUGAUGCUCUCUGCCAUUGUUUGUUCAUAUGCAGAGGGAAUAGAACUCAAAGGCUCAACGUGUGAAAUGUACACCCUUUUAGUGGAAAGUCUUUUUAAGAAAGCCAACAGUAACACGUGUACAUUCCAACAGCCCCCCUUUCCGUGCUUCAUACGGACUGAAUACAUACAGCCAAAUUUGGAACAACUGAAUCGUCUUGCUGAAAUGGCCUUUCAUUUGUUGUUUGUAAAUGAUAAGGAAAAUUCAAUAAUGUUCAAUAUUACAGAAUUAAAUAAAUUCAAGAUUGAUGAAUACAAGGAUUUUGCAUUAAAAUCAGGAAUUUUAUCGGCGCAACAAACUGCCUCUGCACUGCGAUCAUCGUCAUCAUUUAUGUUUAUACACUUGAGCAUGCAGGAAUUCCUUGCUGCUUAUCAUAUCGCCCGCAAUACGAAUCUUAUUGAUGGUAGUAUUUCUGUCUACCUUAACCGUCACCCGGUAGCCUAUCUCGACAUAGCGCAGGUUUUUAUAUUCCUGUGUGGACUGGAUGUAUCGUGUGCGGAAAAGCUAUCAAGCAUGAUGCAUGAACGCGAUGCUUUGGAUAGAUCAAAUUUUUUCAAAUGUUUAAUGUUCUAUAGAAUCAUACUGGCAGGAUAUCGAGAAGCUAAUGCAAACGGAUAUUCUGACAUUUCCCUUAAAUUCAGUCACUUCUACUUCGUUAAAGACAACAUCAUUGACCUUCAUAAGAUUUGGGAAACUAACGCGGCUAAUGCCAUUGUGUUGAAAGUUCACAUCGAUGUCAUGGAACCCUUUCAAAACCAACGACUUUCACCUGCAAAUGACGAGUGCGCAUCUCAGAUUACAAUUAACCUUCAACCAUGCCUGGAGCUGACAUGCCUAACGCUAGAAGGACGUAGCAUAUUGGUUAAAGAUUCUGCCAGUGUGGGCACAUUGGAAUUUCCGGUCUGCAUUAUUCUAAAUAUUGCCGAUCCAACCCAGUGCACAGAGCUUCCUCCUGUACUUCCCUCCAUCAAUCACAUUGACUUGACCCGUGUCACAUGUUCCUGUACCUGGCUACGCAGUCUGCUUAGCAUGAUGCUGACACAAAAUUGUAAUAUGAACUGUUGGCUGAACAAGUGUCACUUAACUGCGUGUGGAGAGGGCGAAGCCAACACAUCAUACACGACUGGAAACAUAUCUGUAUUCGUAAAUCCAAACAAAAGCAUAUCAAUAAGCCUAACUAAUGAUACCGGUCUGUGGGAGAUUCUGCAUGGUCUGAGUAUGAAGAGUCUGAGUCUGCAUGGUGAGGUGGAUAGAGGUUGUAGAGUGAAUCAUGAAAAGUCGUUCUCACAGACGAUAGCAUCCCUCCCAAAGCUGGAAACACUAGAUAUUGCAAUGGAUGAAUUGACUCCUUGUGUGUGGGAGGCUCUCCGUGGUCUGAAUAUCAAGAGUCUGACUCUGAGAAGUAAGGAGUGGGGAGAGUUGCAUGCAGAGUCGUUGACUCAGUUGCUAUCAUCGCUCAAGAGGCUGGAAACACUUGGAAUUGAUGUGCCUAAAGACAGUCCUGGUCUGUGGAAGGCUCUCAAUGGUCUGAAUAUCAAGAGUCUGAAUCUGGGUGGUAAGAAGGAUCUGUAUGGUUGGGAGGGGGAAGGUUUGAGGAUAAAUCAUUCACAGUCGUUGUCUCAGUCGCUAUCAUCGCUCAUGAGGCUGCAAAUACUUGAUAUUCAUGUGGCUGAAGAUAUUACUGGUCUUUGGGAGGCUUUCUAUGGCCUUAAUAUCAAGAAGCUGCGUGUGUCUUGUAACUGUAUAGUAAAGUAUAAAGAGUCGUUGUCUCAUUUGCUACCAUCGCUUACACGGCUGGAAACACUUAGUAUUGGUGCGCGUGAAGCAUGUCCUGGUUUGUGGGAGGCUCUUAAAGGUUUCAGUGUCAAGAGUUUGACUAUUAAAGGUAAGAACAAAGGUUUCGAAUUAAAUCAAACAGAGUUGUUGUCUCAGUCACUAUCAUCACUCACACUGCUUGAAACACUCGAUAUGGUGGUAUGGGAGCACAGUACUGGUCUGUGGGAGGUUCUCCAUACUUUGAAUAUCAAGACUCUGAGUCUGACUCUUCAUGGGUGGACCGAUUUGCGUACAGAGUCGUUAUCUAAGUCACUUUCAUCUCUCACACGUCUAGAAACUCUUAAUGUUAGUGUGUAUGCAGACAGUAUUGUGUAUGCUAGUGUGUAUGGAGGCAGUAGAUUUCCUUGGAAGGCUCUCCAUGGCCUGAAUAUUAAGAGUCUGAGACUGAGUCUGUGUCAUUAUAAUGUCUGUCUAGAUUUGCAAGCAGAGUCGUUGUAUCAGUCAUUAGCAUCGCUCACACAGCUAGAAACGCUUAGUAUUGAGUUACGUCCAAGCAGCCGUGGUCUAUGGAGAGGUAUCCAUUGUCUGAAUGUAAAGAGACUGAGCCUGAAGACUAUGGAGUGGGGAGGUUUGCAUAAAGAGUUGAUGUCCUUGUCACUAACAUCGCUGACACAGCUGGACACUCUUUGUAUUAGGAUGGAGUGUGAUAAUCCAGGUCUGUGGGAGGCUGUACAUGGUCUGAACAUUAAGAGUCUGAGUCUGAGUGGUUUGUGGAAACGUACUGGAAUUGACGUGAAGCAUACAUUGUCGAUGGCAAAGACACUUGCAUCGCUCAUUCAUCUAGAAACACUUAGUAUUGAUGUGGAGCAUGAGAGUCCUGGCCUAUGGGUAGCUCUCCAUGGUCUGAAUAUCAAGAGUCUGAGUCUGAAUGGCGUGUGGGAAGGUUCCGGAAUUGACGUGAAACUUGCGAAAACAUUUUCUCAGUCGUUAUCGUCACUCACACAGCUGGAAACGUUAACACUACAUGUACAUACAUACAUCGCCCUGCAGGUACCUCAAUCAUUGAAGUAUUUAAAUAUCUACUAUGACACAAUGCUUCCAUCCGAAUUGCGCGAACUUGUGGACUCACUGGCUACAUGUACUCAUACAAUUGAGAGUAAGCUAGAAUUUGGUUGCGCUUCUAGUGUUGAUCCCCCAGAACGAAUCCCAAUUCAGGAAUACAUUCCAUUUCAACAGGAACUUGCUGCACGGAAGAAUGUUGCAAUGAAACGAUUCCGAAUAUAUGAAUGGCCUGAUUCUGCCGGUCAUGCCAUGUCUGUACGUGACAUUGGUGAUGUUGAUGACGCUGCUAGCGAUAUCCUUCAAGAUGAUGUUUAUAAAAGAUUUGCUAAAUAUAUUGAUCGUUACAUAAUCAAUCGAAUUUCAAUACUCAUUGAGAUAAGUCCAGGCUCAAUAUCUUGAAUUAGUGUUUGUUUUUGAUGGAUACUAUAUUUAUAUGAACCUGGUUGUAUAUUAAAUUUAUAUUGUAACAAUUAAAACUGUUUGACAUGUGGCGUAUAAUACUGUUUUAUGUUGUUUCUCUAUACAUGAAAUUGAGCUAUAACAUAUACUAGCCUAAUGUGUUGUUGACGAUAGGUGUUACAAGAAAAUAUGGUACAAACACAUUAUCUUCCUAUUUCAAAACGGUCUUAGUCUAAUGUAUGUUGACAUUCAAUCACAUUAUAUACAUAUGCUCAUCUCAAUCUCAAAGAUAUUUCGCCGGAGCUUUUCUCUUAUAUGUAGUUAUUAUUAAAAUCAACACAAUUGUGUAAAUACGGCUCCUAAGUCGUUAAUGUCUUGAGAUUCAAAUCAGUGAACAAAAUAAUGUUUAUUUUUGCGUCCGAGCAAGUGACAAACUACUAAACGAAAUCAAACUGUAGACAGAUAUUACGUUUAUGCUUUGUGUCAAUGUUAUUGUAUAAGUUUAAAUUCAAUGUAUGCCUUUGUUUUAAUGACUUGUACAAUUUGGAACAUGUUGAUACAAUUUUAUUAGUGCGCUUUAUAGCAUGUACAUGUUCACAUAAUUGUCAACGCAUUUGACUUCACCUAUAAAUAUUAAAUAUACAAGAUUAA
Molecule: messenger RNA, 5982 nt
Organism: Dreissena polymorpha
Lineage: Eukaryota; Metazoa; Mollusca; Bivalvia; Myida; Dreissenidae
Exons: 6
Coding region: 274-5331 (1685 amino acids)
Molecular function (GO): ATP hydrolysis activity
Source: RefSeq, a predicted model, not a curated record